This is a messenger RNA of Formica exsecta, 790 nucleotides long. Its product is annotated as 40S ribosomal protein S8-like. The coding region runs from base 114 to 740 and encodes 208 amino acids. The record is from RefSeq and is a predicted model, not a curated record. Gene Ontology annotation, biological process: translation; maturation of SSU-rRNA from tricistronic rRNA transcript (SSU-rRNA, 5.8S rRNA, LSU-rRNA). Gene Ontology annotation, cellular component: cytosolic small ribosomal subunit; ribosome. The transcript is spliced from 5 exons. Lineage: Eukaryota; Metazoa; Arthropoda; Insecta; Hymenoptera; Formicidae. Gene Ontology annotation, molecular function: structural constituent of ribosome.
GCAUUUUUCUGCUCAGACGCUCAACGCUUAACGCUGCCAUGUAAAGGCACCUUUUGAUCAAUAAGCUCUCUUUAGCAUUUUACAGUUUCGGGUUCUUUUUAAGAAAUAGCAAGAUGGGUAUUUCACGGGAUCAUUGGCAUAAGAGGCGACCUACUGGUGGGAAGAGGAAGCCCCUUCGUAAGAAAAGGAAAUUUGAAUUAGGGCGUCCAGCUGCGAACACUAAGCUUGGACCACAACGGAUUCAUACUGUUCGUACACGUGGAGGCAAUAAGAAGUACAGAGCUCUUAGAUUGGAUACAGGAAACUUUUCUUGGGGCUCUGAAUGCAGCACCAGAAAAACUCGUAUCAUCGAUGUUGUUUACAAUGCAUCAAACAAUGAGUUAGUUCGAACAAAAACUCUGGUGAAAAAUGCCAUUGUCACCAUUGAUGCAACACCAUUUAGACAGUGGUAUGAAAGUCAUUAUGUCUUUCCACUGGGUCGCAAAAGAGGUGCAAAACUGACAGAGGCUGAAGAGGAAGUGUUGAAUAAAAAGCGUUCCAAGAAAAUCGAAGCAAAAUACAAGGCCAGGCAGCGAUUUGCCAAGGUGGAAUCUGCUUUGGAAGAGCAGUUUGCAACAGGACGUGUCCUUGCUUGUGUAGCAAGCAGACCAGGUCAAUGUGGCAGAGCUGAUGGCUACAUUCUAGAAGGCAAAGAACUUGAAUUUUAUAUGAGAAAAAUUAAGAGUAAAAAGGCGAAAUAAAUAUAUAUUUAUUAUAAUAGAAAAAACUCAAAUACAAAAAUUAAAUUCUA